Messenger RNA from Plasmodium vinckei vinckei, 798 nucleotides. RefSeq names its product fam-a protein. The transcript has 6 exons. The record is from RefSeq and is a predicted model, not a curated record. Bases 1 to 798 code for a protein of 265 amino acids. Lineage: Eukaryota; Apicomplexa; Aconoidasida; Haemosporida; Plasmodiidae.
AUGAAUAAAUUUUAUAUUAAAAUUGUUUUAUUUUUUUUAAGUGUGUCUUUAUAUGUGAAUAAUAAAGUCCUUGCAGCUGAACCUGCUCGAGAAAUAGAUACACCAUCCGAAGAAAUAGAUCGUUGUCUUACCCCAGAAGAAAUAUUUGUAAUCCACCAACAUUUAUUAUGUACCAAUCCAGAAGAAACUAAACAAGCACGGAAGCUUAUGGACGAAGCUGUAAAACAUUUAGAACACCAUGCUACAAGUACAGAUGGUUAUGAAUAUUAUCCAACAAAACUUCAUUAUCGUAUGAUGUCAUAUAAAAAAAAACUUGAAAAUAAAACAAAUAUUAUAAAAGUUAAUUUUAGAGUACAUAAACUCGAUGAGUAUUAUGAUAUAAUAUACACUAUGUGGGAUCCCAAUGGUGACCAUAUUUUCAAUUUUGGAGUCAAUAAAAUUGCCCGUGUGUACGAUCCAAGUUUAGUAAUUAUACAACGUCGUUACGACAAAAAAUUUCUAUCCCGUCGGAAAUAUUUUUAUGCUCUAGUCAAAAGAGCUCGAAUAUCGGAAAACAAAACUAUAAUUGUCAUGACCUCAGCAAAUAUAAAUGAUCAUAAUAUUUCGGGUAAAACAUAUAAAAACACAAUAAUAGAAAACGCAAAUUUAUUCACAACUGACAUUGAUUCGGAAGAUGAUAUUAAAAAAGGGAAAUUGACAAAAACGUUUGUUAAUAUAGCUGGAUGCAUUAUUGAAAACAAUGGCAGAUAUAUUAAUGUCACCUAUAUCGAAUCUAUUAAUGGAUAUUCUUCCAUUUAG